Molecule: messenger RNA, 1005 nt
Organism: Exserohilum turcica Et28A
Lineage: Eukaryota; Fungi; Ascomycota; Dothideomycetes; Pleosporales; Pleosporaceae
Exons: 3
Coding region: 1-1005 (334 amino acids)
Molecular function (GO): nucleic acid binding
Source: RefSeq, a predicted model, not a curated record
AUGUCUCCUAAUACUGAUCCUUACACCCGCACCUUAAUUGUGGCGUUAAAGUCACCUUCUGUUGGCAAGUCUACAUCACAGAUCUCUGAACUUACUGAUGUUCAUCCUCGUACGGUCAAUCGUAUCUAUAGUAGAGCUAUUGAGGCUGGUUUCGAGCCAAACGUUCUCCCUCUUAAGAUCCUCCCAGAGCACGACUGGACAUUAGAAGACUGGAAGAAUGUCAUCUGGACAGACGAGACGUCUGUUGUACUCAACCACCGGGCAGUAGUCAAGAGCUGUAUCCGUGAGAGGUGGAAGGGAUACUCAGAGUUCAUGUUCUGGGGCUGUUUCUCGUAUGACAAAAAGGGUCCAUGCCAUAUUUAUCAGCCAGAGACAAACGUGGAGAGAAAAGACGCUGCUCGGAAGAUUGAGCAGCUUAACGCUGAGCUCGAGCCUCUCCAGCGAGAGGAGUGGGAGCUGUCCACAUCUAUGAGAAGGACAGGACUACGUAAUAAGCCUGGCAGGAAGCCUCAAUGGAGAUGGACAGAGCAGACAGGCAAGCUAGUGCGUUCGUCCAAAGGCGGUAUAGACUGGUGGAGAUAUCAGAGCUGCGUUCUGAUCCCAAAGCUGAUUCCUUUCGCCAAAGAGUGCCUCCAAGAUAGGCCUCAGACCGUAGUUAUGGAGGAUAAGGCACCUGGGCACGCCCACCAGUAUCAGAACGUUGUCUAUAGUCUAUCCAACGUCGAGAGACUACUUUGGCCUGGCAACUCUCUAGACUGUAACUGUAUUGAGCCAUGCUGGUUCUACAUGAAGAGAGAGACUACAAAGAAAGGAGCUCCACAGUCAAGAACGGAGGCAACUAGAAUUUGGCUAAAUUGCUGGAGAGAUCUCCCACAAGCUAAGAUCCAAGCUUGGAUUGAGCGUAUUCUUAUACAUAUUCUAAAGAUAAUUGAGCUACAAGGUGGUAAUGAGUAUAUAGAGGGGAGAGAUAGGCGUUGUGUAGGAGAGCGGCCAGAUUUCGGCUAA